Messenger RNA from Knipowitschia caucasica, 1896 nucleotides. The record is from the annotation of a GenBank genome assembly. NCBI's taxonomy places the organism in Eukaryota, Metazoa, Chordata, Actinopteri, Gobiiformes, Gobiidae.
AUGAACAUGGGUCAUGUCCUGACGUCUCUUUGGGUCCUCUCUGGGGGCAGGGCGGUGCUGUCUGGAUCCACAGGACGUCAGACUCUCGCUGUUUUCACAGUUUCCAAAAACAGACAUUUUUCUGCUGCAAGUUCUGACGAGCCGCACAUCACUGCUUCACCUGCAGACUCUGGCCAGAGGACGGUGUGGCCUGAUGAGAGCAUGGGCCCGUUCGGACCUCAGGACCAGCGCUUCCAGCUUCCUGGGAACGUUGGCUUUGACUGUCACUUGGACGGACUGAGCCAGAGCCGGAGGAGGCCUCAGAACCUCCACAGAACGGUCCCUGACGUCCUCACGGCGCCCAGCAGCUCUGAGAGGCAGCACUUUGUACUCGCUCAGUUCGUCAAUGAGUUCCACGGUAAACUGGGUCCGAUCGACUCCAGAGUCCAAAAAGCAGAUCAUUAUUUCAGUCAAACUGAGACCGACUGCAUCAUCAACUCCUGUCCUGAGCUGCUGAGGAAAGACCUGGAGCUGAUGUUCCCAUCGGUCCCGCCCUCUGCCAUCACCGUGGUAACUGUCACUCAGAAGAGCGGUCGGUGUGAAGACCCGCGGCAGGAGGACGGGCAUCAGUUCGACCGAUUUGUGAGCGGAGCUAAAGAGAUGUGUUUUGCGUUGUGGACGGCAGGAUACUGGGCUGACUUCAUCGACCCGACCACAGGGGGCGCUGUAAGUCUGACCCUGACCUUUGACCCGACCACAGGGGGCGCUGUAAGUCUGACCCUGACCUUUGACCCGACCACAGGGGGCGCUGUAAGUCUGACCCUGACCUUUGACCCGACCACAGGGGGCGCUGUAAGUCUGACCCUGACCUUUGACCCGACCACAGGGGGCGCUGUAAGUCUGACCCUGACCUUUGACCCGACCACAGGGGGCGCUGUAAGUCUGACCCUGACCUUUGACCCGACCACAGGGGGCGCUGUAAGUCUGACCCUGACCUUUGACCCGACCACAGGGGGCGCUGUAAGUCUGACCCUGACCUUUGACCCGACCACAGGGGGCGCAGUAAGUCUGACCUUGACCUUUGACCCGACCACAGGGGGCGCUGUAAGUCUGACCUUGACCUUUGACCCGACCACAGGGGGCGCUGUAAGUCUGACCCUGACCUUUGACCCGACCACAGGGGGCGCUGUAAGUCUGACCCUGACCUUUGACCCGACCACAGGGGGCGCUGUAAGUCUGACCCUGACCUUUGACCCGACCACAGGGGGCGCUGUAAGUCUGACCUUGACCUUUGACCCGACCACAGGGGGCGCUGUAAGUCUGACCCUGACCUUUGACCCGACCACAGGGGGCGCUGUAAGUCUGACCCUGACCUUUGACCCGACCACAGGGGGCGCUGUAAGUCUGACCCUGACCUUUGACCCGACCACAGGGGGCGCUGUAAGUCUGACCCUGACCUUUGACCCGACCACAGGGGGCGCUGUAAGUCUGACCCUGACCUUUGACCCGACCACAGGGGGCGCUGUAAGUCUGACCCUGACCUUUGACCCGACCACAGGGGGCGCUGUAAGUCUGACCCUGACCUUUGACCCGACCACAGGGGGCGCUGUAAGUCUGACCCUGACCUUUGAUGACCCGACCACAGGGGGCGCUGUAAGUCUGACCCUGACCUUUGAUGACCCGACCACAGGGGGCGCUUUUUUCGCGUCCGCCUCGGGCCCGUCUUCUCUUCGCUCCGAGCAGGAUCUGAGGGACCUGGGUUUUCACAUCGAGGUGUCUGCGUCCUGCACCGUGAUCCGCCACAUCCUCAGAGGAACCCCCAUGUUCGUGGGGACUGUUUUCACCAACGCACCGACCCACAGCGCGGCCGUCGCCCGCCUUCAGGGCCACGCCCACGGACUCGACGACGACGAAUAG